AUGCCGGCUUUCCAGCGGACGUUCAACCUCAUUCCCGCAAACCCCAGCAAUGUCACGGCGAAACCUCCUAUGACCAGCAAAGCUGCGAAGAAAGCAUACUUGAAAGCCAACCGUGGACCACGAGUGUCGCGCGCCGAGCAGCGGCGUCUUGAAAAGGAGGAGCUAGAGCAGCAGAAAAGAGAGUACGAGAAGGAGCGCAAUGCUGCGAGAGCGAAGCUUGCAAGGGAGAAAAAGGCUGCAAAACUUGCCGAGGAGAAGGAGGAGAGGAGGAAGUUAGGAAUACCGGAGCCAAAUCGCUUUGUGAGAGCAAGCCAACCGACGAUUUCGAUGUUUGCGAGGCAAGCAGGGAAGCGAACAUGGCAGCAGAUUGAGAUGGACAGCCUAGCUGAGGAGUCGGAGGAUACAUUAGGGGAAGAAUUGCUACCACCUAUGGAAAAAUCAGUCGAUCAGCCGCCGGCAAAACGAGUUGCUGUAGAGCAGGACUCUGAAGAUGAAUUUGGUUGUUUUCCAUCGAUGUCCCAGGCUGGAGAUCUGCUUGAGAUAAUCAAUAGCUCUAACGCUUCGAUACCGAAAAGGAAUACCAUUUCUAAGCCUUCCUCGAGCUUGGUAGAUCAUGCUUCCCAAGGGUCUUGGGCGGUCCCAGCCAUACAAGAACCUGCCCUACUCAGGGACGAAGAUGAGAUCGUAAAUGCUAUAGAUAUCAAAUCACGGCACGAUCCUCUUGAUUCGCUACGAAGAAAAAGAGGUCCUCUUAUACAGAAACCAUCUAUGGGACCGAAGAAGUCACAAGAAUUACCGAAACGCAAUGCUAAGCAGCUUUUUGAUGAGAAUCUUAUCUCUUCUCAGGAACUCCUUGAAUUGGUGACUACUCAGGUGCAUUCGGAAGCUGCUGAAGCAGAAGCUAAAUGCGACCCUGUGACCGGCACACCAGUCUUACAACAUCCGCCUGAAUUUGUGGUCACAGAAAAAAGCAUCAGCCCAAAAGACAAUGGCCAAGGUACUGGCAGCACAAUAUUGGCUAGAAGUCAGGCGCGUGGUACGCCUGAUAAGGCUAGUCUACCUCUAAAGCAUACGGUUCAAAAAUCCCCAGUCAUCUCUCCACGAUCGAGACCUAUGCAGACACCAUCUCCGACGUCAAGAUUACCUGUCGAUACAGCCGUUUGCUCAAAGCAGGCAGUCACAAAGCCUGUCACGAAACAGCCAGUUAAAAGCAUGCCACCACCCCCCGUACCUGCGAAGAGUCGAAAGCCAAUAUACCUACCAAAUCCUAGUAGCUUAAGGCUGACACAUCUGCGUAAUUUGGGUAAGAAGAAUGAUCGACAAGCUGAAAUCCUACCACCAACCGCGACCCAGCUAUUCUUGGAGAACAAUCUCGACGACUUUUUUCCUAGUCCUAGUCAAGAGGCUAGAGAAUUACUAGAUGAUAUUGAGGACUUUCCAUCUAACACGCAAAUCGCAAAAGAGAUAAGCCCUAUUCGAUCAGCGCUGUGUUUUAAACCGAGCCUCGAGCCUAUCGAUGACUCGUUCGCAGACCUGUUCUCCACUCAAGAUUUCGCGUCUUCGCAAGAGUUGCUUGAAAUUACUACACCCAGCCGCCCGCCGCCUGCAAGAUCAAUGAGUAAAAGAUCUUUUGUUACUUCUACCUCAGCUAGACAUAGUGCAGUAACGCGAAGUCGUCUGCCACUGCAGUCUAGUAGUGGUAAUGCCGGACACCCAGGAUUCACAAAUAACACUUCGCAGUCCAGAGGCCGUCAUCAUAAUUCUUCAGCGUCCAAAGCCUCAUCUCGGGCCACAGAGAAUACUCCACGAUCUCUGCAAAUAGUUUACGCUCCUAAGCCCGACGUUCCCUCGCCUCGUCCGAAGACGAUAGAGUAUAAACAUCAAAAGGACGUAAUGGUACUGCAUAAGCCACCUCCGGUACCACCAAAGAUUCCCUUGGACCCCAAACAUAAAAGGCGUUUUUUCCAGGAAAAAGAGGAAGAUUUAGUUCAAGCUGCGAUCUAUGAAAGCAAAAAAGUAGAGUGCAACAGAAAGGCGCAAGAAAAGGUGCGAGAGGCACAACAAGAAGUAAAACGAGCAGCACCAGCAGUUACUACGAGGAGUGGACGAACUCUGCAGCGAGUACAGAGCAACGUAACAGAUUACGAUGACGAUGAUUUUAUUAGUUCACAAGAUUUAUUGGCUUUAUGUUAG
Molecule: messenger RNA, 2193 nt
Organism: Glarea lozoyensis ATCC 20868
Lineage: Eukaryota; Fungi; Ascomycota; Leotiomycetes; Helotiales; Helotiaceae
Exons: 1
Coding region: 1-2193 (730 amino acids)
Source: RefSeq, a predicted model, not a curated record